Messenger RNA from Bradysia coprophila, 6326 nucleotides. RefSeq names its product integrator complex subunit 1 (gene IntS1). Gene Ontology annotation, biological process: U2 snRNA 3'-end processing. The record is from RefSeq and is a predicted model, not a curated record. Gene Ontology annotation, cellular component: integrator complex. Lineage: Eukaryota; Metazoa; Arthropoda; Insecta; Diptera; Sciaridae.
AAAAUAGAAGACAUCGUUAUCAGAAUUGAGCGUUCAGACAUUUAUUAUAUAUUCUGAUUAAAUGUAUCGAAUAGUUAAUUGAAAACUAUAAAAUGGAACGAAAUAAACCAGGCAGUUCAAGAUCUGGUAAAUCGAAACCAGGAGCACAUCAUGGCAGUGAGUUGUUUGCAUUGGGCUCAAAGUCAUCUUCACGCGAUGACGCUAAAAUGAGUAAAGUAGUUAUGUCAAACACCAAACCCAUUGACCGGAAAAGAGAUGCACCCACAUCCUUAACUUCAGCUGCGGUUAAAAAGCCGAAAAUAACUUCCAUCGGACCAAGCAGAUUAUCAGACGGUUCCAGUUCCAGCUCGACACUUGAAUAUUGGGAGCAAGUGGCAACCGAUUGUGAAACUGUCGACUUAAUACCAUCGGUUUUGUCAGCAAUUGAACAACAAAAUAGCGACACAGUCAUAGCCCUAGUAUGUGGCGCUAUACGAGCAUUAGUAUUAUCCCGAUCCAAGCCAGACUCAAUGCUGUUCUUAACGUUACUUUACAUGGCUAAAAUUCGUCCACAGUUAUUUUGCAAUGAAGUUGUCACAACUGCACUGUUGUCAAUUCUGAAGCGGGAAACAGGUCUCGCAUUCAAGGGACGAACCAAUCCAACGCUUCAUAUUUUGGCAGCUAAUCUACUUGCUAGGGGCUACCACAACAAGGCACAAUGGCCCAUAACGUUUGUACAAAUCUACAUCGACGAUGCCAUCAAUGAUCGUGUUUGGGUUGACCAUGAAGAAUGUAGUUCGUUCAUCGAGAAUGUGUGCACGGCAUUCGCAACUAAAGUACCACCCAAGGCAAUGCUUCAGCCGGAAAUAGUGCCAUUGAGUCGUGACGUUAAUAUGGACGAUGAUGAAGCAUCAACAGCUGAUACAAUUCGAUCAGCAUCUGAUUUAAACAUCGAUUGUCCCGUUCAGCCAAGAUAUUUACAUUUAACUGUGGAGAAACUCGUUUUGGAUUCCGUGAAAGACCUGUUGAAUCGUCGUCAAGCACCUGACAGCUCAACCAGAAAUUUAUUAAGAUUUUUGUCUGCAACAUCGGGCAUUAGCGAAAUACGAUCUCUGGCUAGUUAUGGUGGACGGUUAGAGCAUUGGAUGCACAAUGGAAAGUUGCAGAAACCCGCUCAAGAGUUGCUGACUUACAUUUGCUACAAUGUAACAGUUUCUGACAACGAAGUUUUGGCAAAUUUGGUGAAAAUGAGGCUGAAAUCGAAGCCACUAAUCAGCAUUUACAUGAAUUGUCUCAAGGAGAUGAUAACCGUACAGCCGUCCAUUCUGUUAAUUGUGUUAAAAAAUGUCGUUCAGAAUGAACUAUCGAGUGUGAGAAAUCCAAAUAAUAUGGGAAUGUUAGCCUGCAUGUUUCAAGCGAAACCAGACGAAUCAGCUCAGCAUCUGGCCGAAAUUUAUCAGGAGUUGUCAAUGCAACGUGAAGACUGCCUUAGAACGCUGCGGGCAUUUUUGAGAGAGCUGGUCAAAAUGCUACGGUUCGACAUUAAACUGACGACGUUUUGUAACAAAUUGCUGACCAUGAGCAAAGCAAUGAUAAGCCAAUGUGACUCACUGGAGUAUCGUGACCGAAUUUUUUACUCAAUGGUCGAUUUGGAGUGUUUGUGCAUGUUCCUAUCGGUCUCGCCACAAAUUAAAGAAGCCAUCGUUUCCGUAAGAGCUGGUCGAGAGAAUCGUGCGUCGAAAGUGUUGUACGAAUUCUACAGACAGAUGUCGAUUCUACAACAUGAUGCGUUGCAGUGGAUGUGCAACGUGGUCCCCACUGUUUUUAAACCUACGGAUGGAGAAUACAGCCAGGCAUUGCAUAAAAUUUUAUUCCUUGAUUCACCGGAUACAUAUUCGAAAGUCGACCAAUGGCCUCCAGAGCAGGAACGAUCAUUGCUGAUUCGUCUUGUGUCCGAAAUUCCACUGCAUCAGGACUCGAUCAUGCAUAUAAUCACCAUUGGUGUCAAGGGAGAGAUACCAUUCAAAGUUCCUGACACCGUUGAGAUGACCGAGCAAGUGAUUCGACGAGCUGCUGCCUUAAAAAUAACCGAUUUUCCACCGCUGCAAGUUGAUAAUAUUCAAAUUAUCGAAUUCCUUUUCUCCAUGGCCGAAUACCGUCAUCCCGAAAACAUCGCUUUGCCGGCAGGCUACGCGCCACCGAAAUUGGCCAUCAGUUUACUGUAUUGGAAAGCAUGGAAUAUGUUACUAAUGCUGUCCGCUCAUAAUCCUAGUACAUUUGGGGCAUAUUGUUGGGAGCAAUAUCCGAUGCUCAGAAGUCUAAUGGAAAUGUGCAUAACAAAUCAGUUCACCGAUUCGAAAGUGCCCGAAGAAGAGUUACAGAUGAAUGCGUUGGAACGUACACAUAUCUUGGAGUUUGAGACGCACUUGGCAGCAGCCACGUCGAAACUAAUCAUUACCGACCAGACAAGUUUAUUAUUGUCGCAGCUGAUGCUCAUGGAUCCAUUCGGUUGCGCAAGACGUCCACCAAAUCAUAUUUUGGAGCAACUGCAACAACAAAAUGCGUCCCUGAAACUCGGUCAUUUAUUAUGUCGAAGUCGAAAGCCUGACCUACUUCUCGAUAUAAUUCAACGUCAAGGACAGGGAUCGUCACAGUCAAUGCCAUGGCUAGCGGAUUUGGUGCAGAACAGUGAAGGAGACUUCAAUGAUUUGCCCGUGCAAUGUUUAUGUGAAUUUUUGCUGUCCAAUUCGGGCAAUAUCAGUACCGAGAAUAGUCGAGAUGUGGAAUUGUUAACGUAUUUACAAAAGCUGCUUAGCGACGAGACUGGAGAUCAUCAAACUUCUUGCGAAGUUCUCGAAUAUUUUCUGCGACGGUUGUCAUCCACUUGCAAGCAAAGUCGUCAGAUGGCUAUCAAAGGAUUACGUCUGCUGUUGAAAGUGUUCCAAAAGGAGGUGGACGGUGUGGAUCAUAAUGAAUAUGUUGAAUCCGAUUGGUUACUACGUUACCUACCUAUGAUGCCAUUCUUUCCAUCCGUUCGAUUAAUCGUAAUUUGUCAGUUACGGGCUGCAUGCCAAAUUGAAAACAAUCCCGAUUUGGUCAUGAUAUACAUUCAAUUUAUUGCCGCAAAUACCUUGCACGACAGUGUAGGAGAUAUGUUGGACCACGUAAUGGAUAUGUCUCAGUUGAUCGUCGAACGGAGCACCAUUUUCUCGUGCAUCAUUCCCCCUUCCGAUGAUUGCACCGAUGAGGAACGACUGCAGACAUUAAAUUGCUUGUUUGUUAUGUUUAACAAUUACUUGAUCAAGUUGCGCGAGCAUAAGGCACCAUUAACAUUGUCAGAGUAUCCAGAUUUACUUACGGUGAACUUCGCUGAUGGAACAACACUACCAAUUCACUUAAAUAUCAUCCAAGCAUUCGUAAUACUUCUCACACACUCAACAAUGAUCCCGAAUCCUCAGGCAAUUUUGGACUAUUGGUUUCCGAUAGAUGUUGCCCCGCCGCAAGCAUUCACUUUGGACACAAAUGAACCGGUACAAAUUUUGCCGGACUGGCUAAAAUUGAAAAUGAUUCGCAGUAGCGUCGAACGUCUUGUGGAUGCGGCAUUAUUGGAUCUAACACCCGAUCAAAUAAUAUUGUUUGUGCAAAAUUUCGGAACUCCGGUAAAUUCAAUGUCAAAGCUGUUGGCGUUACUUGAUCGUGCUGUGAUUGAGCAAUUCGAAACGGUUAAAUCGACGAUAAUGAACAAGACUUAUUUGUCGCAGUUAAUUGAGAUUCAGCAAGCUAGAGGAGCUAAAAAUGGUCACAUUGCCGUACAGGCACUCGAACUACACGGUCAAGUCAUUGUCGACCCACCGAAACGUGAUGUAAUUGUUGUCGAUCCGUUAACUGUAGACAUGACUGUUGCCGAUUCGAAUAACACAUCAGCAAACAAGGAAAUCGAAGACAUUAUCGACGUUGUAUUCAGCAAUAAUAUUAUGACGAAAAGUCAAAAAACCCGAUUCCGUCGCCUAAUACAACAAUUAAUCGCUGAGGACUUUCCGAACGUCAAAGUACAGACGAUGCAUGGAAAACCAACAAACAUGCAACAUAAUGUUCGAUCGACUGUUGUGCAGUAUUUGAUGCGCUUGUCCACGGGACCAAAUGCAGACUUUUUGAGGAGACAAAACUUACAAAAAUCGAGUGUUUGCAGCCUUUUCCGAACAUUGUUAGCUUCCCCAUCAGGAGGACCAGACAAUUCGAAUUUUUUGACCCAAAUCAUUGACCAGCUUAAGGAUAACGUCAUCGACUACAGAUUAAAUCCAGUUGUCUCGCAGAUCAUUUUAAACAAAAGAAAAGUCGUGGUGAAAUCCACCGAACAUCCCGGCCAGAUGGAAAGAGAAGAUUUAAUUCCUGUUCUUGAAUCGGCGAACAUGAUGGAACUGGAGAAAAGAGGCAAAAAAGUCCUAAGCAAUUUAUUCAAAGAAACAGAUUCCAGUUAUUUGGUCAAUGCAAUCACAACGGCGUUAAGAGCUUCGGAGAAAGUUAAAAUUGAAGGAACUCAAAGUGAUAAAAUUGGACUAUUGGUAGAUUGGCUAGCCGACAUUGAUUCAGAACUCGUUGUGGCAAAUCCGACCACACAAAUGGAUCUUCUGUUUAGCCGAUCAUUACGACAAUUUCGUUUCUACAUGCUAUCGUUGCUGAGUCAUCAAGCUAAUUGGACAACGUUGCACAAUACCCUCAAUAACAUUUUGGAUAAGUUCAAUCACAACUACGAUCCUACGUCAGUAUUGCAUUUCAUUGGAGCAUUCAUUCGUAAUCCGAAACUAUGGCAGGGACGAGACAAAGCAACGCCAAAGCACGAACAAGUGGAAAAUGUCAUCGACUUGAAUGCAAAUCAAAUUCGUGUGUUCGCAGACUACAUUUUGAACGAGAGUCUUCAGGAUCCUGAAAAAAUGACGUAUCGGGUGGAGGUUUUGCUGAAAUGCGUUCAUCGAAAUGAAUUCAAUUUAAACAAUCUCAUCUCAUACGUACGUGACAGCGAUGUGGAUGCUGUUGUUCAGCAAAAAUUCCUGCAGCAACUAUACUUGAAUUUUCCACCAAUGAAAUUCAUCGUUGAAGACUUAAACGAAGUGUACAAAGCAGAAGCAAAGAAUCUUUGUGGAUGCCAAGCCGACAUUACGACCAACUAUGUACUCACAACAAUUUCAAGUCUAUCAGCAACAAAAGAUUUUCAGUCAUUGUCGUCUGACAUGGAGUUAAUGGUGCGCAAAUUGGCCGCUUCACAUCCAUCUCUCCUUCUACGUCAACUGUCGGUAUUAUCAUCGUUACUGCAAGGACGGGCACACAUGGAUCUUUCUGUGCUACGAACAGGACACCAUAUGACACUCUUCCAUCAGGUGCUCGGAGUUCUUGAACUUCUUCAACCGCAAGUAUUUGAAGAACCAUACACUGACGUAUUACAUCAAGCCCUAGAAUGCUAUUUUACGUUAUUACAAUUCCAUGCCGAUUCUGCCAGCAUGUUAAUGUAUCGUUUUACGGAACUGCUACAAGCCUACAUCAAUAAAAACGCCAACAAGGCGCUCAGCUUUAUUGAACCACACGCGGAACUCAUUCAGUAUUUAUCGUCAAAAAAUAGACACAUUAUCUCACUGCAGCAAAUCGUGCAAGGUGUUUCGCUGCUCAAACAUCGGCAAACUCAUGACUUCUCCUUUAUCGAUCGAUCUGAAGACAUAUCAGAAGAUGUAAAACCAUCAACGUCAACACAAGAACCAAGCUCUGUCACAACGACAUCAACACAAGAACCGGACAAUUCUGGUGCGGCUGUAAUAUUGGUACCAUACGAAAAACAGAACCUUGCACCACAACAUUGGCCGCAAUUGAUAAAGGCCAUUUUACAUCGUAAUGGUGAUGAAAUUCUUGGUGCACUGCAAGAAACCGAAAUGAUAACAUCGAAGCGUCAGGGACUUUUGGAGCCAUUGUUUGAGCGAAUUUUAGAACUACUCGAAUCACCGAAUGCCAUCAUACGAAGCACGGCACACACAUUGCUUGUACGACAUUUGAAAUUCAAUCCGGGAAUUCAUGCUAACAAUUCGAAAGCACUGAUUGCAUAUGUCCAGUGUUUGAGAGGAGGCGACCCAGCGGUGGUAACAUCGGCAUUGGAAACGUUAACGGAAAUUACCAUAUGCUUGCAGGAAUACGCAUCUGACAUUUUGAAAGUGGUUUUUGAUUUAGGCAUUCAAUCACGCUUGAAUACGUUCGAUCAACUGAAACGGUGCAUAGUGGCACUAAAGACACAGCACGCGUGCUGAACACAAUUUUUGUUUAAUUUAAAUUUCACUGAGAAAAAUUUUUGAAUAAAUAUUUUCGAU